AGAAAAUAAAAAUGUAUAUUUUUACAUAUACUUUUAUAUUAUUAUUGUUAGGAGUGUCUUACAUUGUGGCUAUAGAAUCUCCAACAUUUAGCAAGACUUAUACAGUAAAAGGAACUUUAUAUAUUCCAUAUGCAGAAAUCCGUGAACCAUUUUAUGCGUGGUAUGAUGGCACACGUGGAUCUAGUAGAAUUGAUUAUUAUGGAGGAAUGGUGAAAACUUUCCAAUUGUCUCACAAAGGAGAAUAUGGAAAAAGUAUAAAAAUUGCUCCAAUUACCACAGAAUCUGCUAUCAAUGAAGAAACAUGUCUUGAAGUAAAUGGUACUAAAGAAAUAAAAAUACAACCUCAAGUUAUUAUACCAGAUACUACUAGUAUGCAGUGUAUUGGAGAGGAAAUAGUUAAUGGAUUAUUAUGUGAAAAAUGGAGAUUGGAACAACAGAUUGAUGAAAAGAUAAAUAAAUAUACUCUUUGGAUAAGAUAUAAGAAAUCUCCACAUUUACCUAAUUUUAAAGAACCAAUUCCUGUGAGGUAUGAAAUGAGAGGAUUUAAUAGUCUUUUGGGCUCUCACUAUGAUCAUUACUAUUUAGAUUAUGAUUGGUACUCAUCUGAUAUACCUAACUCAGAAGUAUUUGAAAUUACAACAAAUAUGACAUGUAUUGGUUUUCCUGGACCUGGAGACAAACAUAUAUAUACAUUUAAUCCUAUGCGUGAAUUUGUUCAUAAUUAUGACACACAUGUAAAUGAGGCAUUUGAAGAUUUCAAAAAAAUUCAUAACAAAAAAUAUAAGAAUCAUACAGAUCAAUUGAUGCGUAAAGAAGUAUUUAGACAAAAUUUAAGAUUUAUACAUUCAAUUAAUCGAGCUAAUAAAGGCUACCAAUUAAAUGUUAAUCAUUUAGUAGAUCAUACUGAGUUAGAAUUAAAAGCUUUACGUGGUAAACAAUAUAGUAAAGGUUACAAUGGAGGGCAACUUUUUCCUUAUAAUGUUGAACAAGAAAUAGCAAGUAUCCCAGAUAACUUAGAUUGGAGACUCUAUGGUGCUGUUACUCCUGUUAAAGAUCAAUCUGUUUGUGGAUCUUGUUGGAGUUUUGGCACAACUGGUGCAGUUGAAGGCGCGUAUUUCAUGAAGUACGGUAAAUUAGUGCGUUUAUCUCAACAGGCACUUAUUGAUUGUUCAUGGGGUUUUGGAAACAAUGGCUGUGAUGGUGGUGAAGAUUUUAGAUCGUACCAAUGGAUCAUGAAGCAUGGAGGUUUGCCUACAGAAGAUGAAUAUGGUGGUUAUCUUGGACAAGAUGGUUAUUGUCAUGUAAAUAAUAUUUCAAUGAUAGCAAAAAUUACUGGUUAUGUAAACGUAACAUCAGGCGAUGCUAAUGCUUUAAAAAUUGCUAUUGCAAAGCAUGGUCCAAUUUCAGUUGCAAUCGAUGCAUCUCAUAAAACAUUUUCAUUUUAUUCUCAUGGAAUAUAUUAUGAACCAACUUGUGGUAAUACAGAAGAGUCGCUAGAUCAUGCAGUUUUAGCUGUCGGCUAUGGCAAAAUAAAUGGAAAGGAUUAUUGGUUAAUCAAAAAUUCAUGGUCAAAUUACUGGGGUAACGACGGAUAUAUUCUUAUGUCUCAAGAAAAAAAUAAUUGUGGUGUAUUAACAACUCCAACAUAUGUUACCAUGUAAAAAAAAUAACCAAUAUUAUUUUUAUGUUUUUAAUGUAAAAGUAUAUGAAAAA
Molecule: messenger RNA, 1713 nt
Organism: Apis dorsata (giant honeybee)
Lineage: Eukaryota; Metazoa; Arthropoda; Insecta; Hymenoptera; Apidae
Gene: 26-29-p
Product: digestive cysteine proteinase 1
Exons: 11
Coding region: 12-1661 (549 amino acids)
Biological process (GO): immune response
Cellular component (GO): lysosome
Molecular function (GO): cysteine-type endopeptidase activity
Source: RefSeq, a predicted model, not a curated record